CAUUUUUUUUCACAAUGUAUAAUUCCCUUUUCUUUCCACAUGUGAAAGAUAUAAGACACUUACUGGUCACAUUUAAGAUAAACUUUAAAUUUUUGAGCAGCAUUCCAUAAAUUACAGAACAAUAAAAGGGUUUUCUUUAUAAACUCUAAAAUUCAAAUAAAAACCAACUUUAAAACAUUUGUUCCUGCACAUUUUCUUGUUUCAGGAUGAAAAUGCAAAGCUAACUAGGAAACAAAUACUGGGAGUGCUGAAAGAGAUUAAUAUCAUUAGAACAAGUUGGUCAUAAAUAAUCAAACUUCAAACUGAAUUGUGAAUUCAUCACAUUAAAAUGAACUCAUUGAUUCUGCUUUGCAAUGUACAUGUGCAUGCACACUGAACAUUCAGAACAAAGUUCAAUAUUCAGUUUACUGGGUACUGAAUGGCAUUAACUUGACGUGUGAUCCUGCUACAUUGUAACACUGAGCCACCAGUUUUAUUGUAUUCCAUGAACAGCACGAUGCACAACCAAACACUACGCCUUCUCAAAGGGCCUACAAAGCCAUAGCUCUCCAACAGUGAGAUAAACUCCCCUUCUUUAAAUAACUCAGCAAUCCCCGCCCCUUUCCUUUCUCUAGCUGUCCUUUUUGGGAGGUAAAAUGUGGCCCGUGCUGGCAUAAAUUUCUAUAAGUUUCAAGGGAAUGUUAUUAAAAAGGACAUAGAACCAUGACCCCUUUUUAUGUACAUUUUUCUGUUGCCUACUGUACAGAGCAGCGUUUAGCAUGAAUAUAUGGAUCACUGCACCCACUCAUCACAGGAACUGAAUAGUGCAGUGUUAGGGCUCAUAACACACGUAUCUAAGUAGGUACAUGUAGGUAUAGUGACAAAGGCAAAACAUAAUUGCUCCUAUACCUUUCAGCCUGUCCGCCAUAUUUGCGUUUACUGUUGCAACGUUCACUGGUCUUUACACCCUGUGCAUAUGGAAGAGAUUUUUUAUCCAGGGGACUGAAAAGGAUAUCACUCAAGAAGAAAUCUUAGAUGUUCUACCUUCAAUUUCAGUCUAUAACUGGUGACUUGAUAGUACCGUUAUAACUAGUCAUGGCUGGUCUGCCGGUGAGUGCAGAGAUUGUGCUGGAGAAUAUCAGCCAAGGUCACCUUGAGUGCCCCAUUUGCUGUUGCCGAUUCAAUCAGCCUAAGAUUCUGAACUGCCUGCACAGCUUCUGCAAAAACUGUCUGGAGAAAGUGGUGGCAGGCCAUCCAGAUCAGAAAGAGAUCACGUGUCCUGUCUGCAGGCAGCAGACUGCCAUGACAGAAACAGGACUAGCGGGCAUCCUCAACAACUUCUCCUUGAUGGCAUUGGUGGAGGAAGUGGCUCAACAAGAACAUCUGGUCAAGAGUCAAAGGUCGCAGGUCACCUGUGAGGAAUGUGAUGAACAGGAGGUAGCAAUAUCAAGGUGUUUAGAGUGCAGGGAGUAUCUCUGUGAUGCUUGUCACAAAGCACACCAGCGCAGCAAGAAAACCAAGAGUCAUGAGACAGCGUCCAUCGAUGACCUCCGGUCUGGGGAGGUUAGCUUUGAAAGUCGGCUGCGGCACGAGGUGCCAAAAUGCCAGAAGCAUGCAUUUCAGGAUCUAAUUUUCUACUGUCAGACAUGCACUAGUCUGAUUUGUGCCGCAUGUACAGCGCUCGAUCACCGUACGUCAGACCAUGAAGUUUGCGACGUUGCCGAUGCUCUGGCUUCCUGCCAAGAGAAAGUGGCAGAGCUUGUACAGCAGGCAGAGCAACACCUCACCACAUUCAAAGCCAAGAGAGCCAAGGCACAGAAUAGGUAUGCUGAGCACAAAAAAAUGAUUGCCGAGAAGCACGGCAUCAUUGCAGAGAAGGCAGAUAUCGUGGUGGCAAGAAUCCGCAGGAAUGAGCAACUGCUGAAGGAGAAGGUGAUCAAAGCAUGCAGUGAGCAGGACAAGAAGUUUGAGGAUGUACUCAGCCAGCAUGAGAAGAAUGUGAAGGAGACUGCAGACACACUGGAGAGGGUGACAAGUGUGAUGGCCCAGCUCGGCAAGUAUGAUCUCCUGAAACUGCAACAGUCUCUCUGUAAGAACCUGCAGGAUGCAAUAAGGAGAACUACUCCUCCAACAGUGUGGGACCUGACAAGGGACGAUUUCAGUCAGUCAGGCAUGUUCACUACAGCAGAGCUUGAUGUCCUGUUCAAAGAUAAGCCACUUCCUGUGUCUGAGCAAGCCAAUCUGAUGAAGGUUGGGACCAAGGUGGUGAGAGGACCCGAUUGGGAAUGGGGCAAUCAGGAUGGCUACCCACCCGGUGAAGGGGUGAUCAGUAAAGAACUCAACACCAAUGGCUGGGUCAAAGUACGAUGGGACACCCGUCAUGCAACAGAGCUGAACUAUCGAAUGGGGGCUGAAGGGAAAUACGACUUGCAACUGGCUUCACACAAGAUGUUUGGUGAUGGUCUGGAUCAUUUGGGAUAACCCAAGCACACACCCCCCCCCAUCAAAAUCCACCAGGAAUGUGUCAAAAAAAAUUAAAACAACACACUGGAACUCUGCAUGAAGUAUGCUAUAAAAGAAUUGCCUGGUUUUAUUGUAAAACAAGACUAAACAAUCAAAACUACAAAUGACAAGGGUAUUAAAUUCCAAUUCAAAUGUCAGCUGACAAAAGCCUAAAUUUCAGGCUAGUGGAUCUGCUUUCACUGUUUCCGUUCUUACUUUAGCUACUCAUAAAUCAU
Messenger RNA from Acanthaster planci (crown-of-thorns starfish), 2717 nucleotides. Its product is annotated as E3 ubiquitin-protein ligase TRIM56-like. Gene Ontology annotation, biological process: protein ubiquitination. NCBI's taxonomy places the organism in Eukaryota, Metazoa, Echinodermata, Asteroidea, Valvatida, Acanthasteridae. Gene Ontology annotation, molecular function: ubiquitin-protein transferase activity; zinc ion binding. The record is from RefSeq and is a predicted model, not a curated record.